GUCAUCGUUUUUCUGUCCUCCGACAAGACGCCAAAUCCGGGACCUAGGUAUCGACCGGGCUGAAUGCUCUUCUCAGCCAACUAAACAAUCUUCUUCCCGUGUACCAUAUCUUAUCUCUUAACCGCCGCGCGUCGCAUCCUCCCAUUCGCUCCCCCACCACUUAACGCGACAAGGCUGAUCAAGCUCUCGACCCCGCGCAACUCGAAGCUUUAAAUCGCACCAGCCUUCGACGUUGAGCUUCUAGGUCUGCUCAACUGAGCCUUUGAGCCCGCCGAUCAACUCAGCCUUUUACUCGCUUUUCAUCCAAACCUUCCUCGUCAUAACGCAUCUCUACCGCGAACCGCGACCCCAAUCCUCCAUCACCUCCAUCCACCUCACCUUCUCUCACAACCUCACCACCACCACCCUCACAGCCGGGCCUCAAGCCCACCCACCCGCAGCCCACCAUGGAACCCCGCGCCCGCGCCGGCAAGAAUGUCGGCAAAAUGAACUUUAACCACAACGAACUAGCCCAACUCCUCUACGGCCACGGCGACCUGAAAAACCCCCUCCCGGAAACCGUGCGCGUGCUCGACGAGCUCAUCACCGAUUUCAUUCAAGGCGUCGGCUUCGAAGCCACGCGCGCCGCCCACCACGCCGGCCGACAAAAAGUCAAGUUUGAAGAUUUCGAGUUUGCCAUGCGGAGGAACCCGCGGUUCAUGGGCAAGAUCCAGGAGGUGUUUGAGAAGAAGAAGGAAAUCGAGGCGGCGCGUAAAAACUUUAAUAUUGAGGAUCAGUUGAUGAAGGAUGCGGAUAAGGAGGAG
Messenger RNA from Neurospora hispaniola, 803 nucleotides. Its product is annotated as transcription initiation factor IID, 18kD subunit-domain-containing protein. The annotation marks the transcript as partial. Gene Ontology annotation, cellular component: transcription factor TFIID complex. Gene Ontology annotation, molecular function: protein heterodimerization activity. NCBI's taxonomy places the organism in Eukaryota, Fungi, Ascomycota, Sordariomycetes, Sordariales, Sordariaceae. The record is from RefSeq and is a predicted model, not a curated record. The transcript has 2 exons. Gene Ontology annotation, biological process: transcription by RNA polymerase II; RNA polymerase II preinitiation complex assembly.